AUGAACUGCUUCCGCAGAAACUUGGUCACAAUACAAGCGGUGGCAUUUUCGGUGACGGUGUCAACGCUCCUCGCGCUCGUCACCAUCGUGGCCGCGGACGAGAUCCGCGACACGCGCGAAGGCGAAACGGUCACGUUGAAAUGCCGCUUCAGCGAACAGUCGGCGGCAAGCGAUUUUUCCUACUAUUGGGCACGUUCGACGGGCAACAAAUUCGACAAUGUUGCCAUCAAGGGUGUGCAGCUCAACACGAACUACAGAAUCGACUUCCGGCCGGAGCAGGGAAUUUAUGAUCUCACCAUAAUGAACACAUCGUACAGCAGAGAUAAUGGCCGGUUCGAGUGUCGCGUGAAAGCGAGCGGUACUGGUGCGGACGUCCAUCAGGAGUAUUACAACCUGACCGUCCUGACACCGCCCCAGCCACCGUUUGUCGAACCCGUCGAGUUGCGGGCGACCGAGGACGAAAAGUUCGACCUAACCUGCAGCAGCAUCGGUGGCUCACCGGAUCCAACGAUCACGUGGUAUCGAGUGGGGUCGGAAAAGCCUCUUAAGUCCACCAUCGCCAAGGGUGGCUCGAAGGAUCUGCGCACCUCGAGCACCCUAUCGAUUGUGCCACGGCGCGAGGACGAUGGGGCAAAGUUCCGGUGCGUCGUCUGGAAUCGCGCUAUGUCGGAGAAGGACAAGCUGGAAACGACAGUCACCCUGUCCGUAAACUACUAUCCGAGGGUGAAGGUGGGCCCAGAAAACCCGCUACGAGUCGAGCGGGACAGUACCGCUUUGCUGGAGUGUGCCGUGGACUCGAAACCGAAGGUGCCGAACGUGCGAUGGACGCGCAAUGGACGGCUCAUCAGUUCCUCCCCAUCCCAUCCGAUACAGCGUGUUUCGGUGCAGGACGCUGGUAACUAUGCCUGCUCCGCGGACAAUGGGUUGGGUAAGGUUGGUGAACAGAUCAUUACGCUGGAUGUACUGUACGCACCGAUCGUGGUGAUCGAAUCGAAAACAUGGGAGGCGGAAGAACGAUCCACCGUUACGAUACGCUGCAAUGUCACCUCCAACCCGCCACCAAUAUCGAUCGAAUGGUUCAAGGAGGGUAGUCCGGAUUUCCGCUACACAGGUGACAUUUUGCAGCUGAGAGACGUGAAGGCAGAGCAUGCCGGUAGGUACGUGUGUCGGGCGGUCAACAUGAUGAAGCCUUACAAUGGAAAAAUUAUCGAACGUGUCGGUAAUUCUACCGUGGCACUAUUGGUCCGUCAUCGGCCCGGUCAGGCCUACAUUAACCCCAGCAAACCAGUAGUCCAUGUCGGUAAUGGAGUCACGCUGACCUGCUCGGCGAACCCACCCGGUUGGCCCGUACCGCAGUUCCGGUGGUUCAAGGAUGCAGUCGGAGAAUUACUGUCCACCACCAAAACUAUCUUGGCUCAGGGCCCUCAGUACGUGAUACCACGGGCACAUCUCGGUAGCGAAGGAAGCUACCACUGUCAUGCCGUCAACGAGCUGGGUCAUGGUCCAAUGGCCACGAUCAACCUGGAAGUUCACCAACCGCCACAGUUUAUCGGCAAAAUGCAACAGCACAUGACGAAGCGAGUCGGAGAUACGGACUUUUCGGCCACUUGCCACGCGAAGGGUAAGCCUCGGCCGAUGGUACGGUGGUUAAAGGACGGCCGGGACAUCACCACCGAUGCCAACAUGUAUCGCAUCAGCACCAACAAUAAUGAUGGGCUCAGUGGCAUGGUAACGGUGCAGAGUACGCUGCUGUUCCAAGGCAAGGCACGUCCGCACAAGAAUCAACUACUUCCUAGCGAUCGUGGCACUUACACGUGUCUCUUCGAGAACGAAGUCAGUACAGCUAAUGCAAGUAUGAACCUUCGCAUAGAGCAUGGCCCUAUUGUGCUGCACCAGUACAACAAGGUAGCGUACGAAAUCAAUGAAAAUGCGGCCGUCAUGUGCCGUGUUCAGGCUUACCCGAAACCCGAAUUUCAGUGGCAGUUGGGAACGAACACGGCUGCCCUGUCGAUGUCCUCUGAUGGACAUUACGAAAUCAAUACCACCACCGAUAACAACGACAUCUACACGAGUGUACUCCGCAUCAACCGGGUUAAGCACGAAGACUACGGCGACUAUACGUGCCGUGUUGGUAACUCGAUCGAAACGAUCCGAGCACCGAUUCGUCUGCAGCCGAAAGGACCUCCGGAGAAGCCAACCAACCUUGGAGUGGCUGACGUCGGAUCGAACUACGUAUCCCUGGUUUGGGAUCCUGGCUUUGAUGGUGGCAUCACCAGUACUAAAUUCUACGUCUCCUACCGCAAGGUGGCCAUUCCUCAUCACGAUCAGGUCAAGGAGGACUGUGGCAUUGUGCAGCAGGUCAGUUCGGAAUGGAUGGAGUACGACUGUCAGCGUGACGUACCGUGCAGCGUAACACCACUGGAUCAGUAUCAGAGCUAUGUAUUCAAGGUGAAGGCACAGAACAUUAAGGGAAAUUCGGAGCCUUCGAAUGAAGUAGCAACCACGACGAAGAUUAGUAAGAUCCCGGUACCGCUGCACGUCGGAUUCGAUCCAGACACGAAACAGCUCGGUCUAAACAUUGGAGCUACCUGUCUGGCCCUUAUCGCCGUCGUUGAAACAAUUGGUUUCCACGAGAGUCCCAUAGCAACGUGGCAAGUCGUGCAAUCUAUCCCGCUGGCAGUAUCUGGCAAUGGACCAACCUACAAGGAGCAGGUACUGGAAAACAUGUACUCCGCGCGACGAUCCAGCGGUCGAUCGAUGGCCAGUGAUGACGAUUUUCCGAUGGCUCUGGAAGAAGAAAUUCCACCGAAAGUGCGCGUCAAGCUGUGUUUGAAAUCGAGCCAUGAAUACUGCGGGGACUAUAUGGAUGCAGAAAUUGGUCCUGCCCUGAUACACGACUCUGCGUUCAUCGCUACACCGACGCUUAUAGCGAUCGUUGUUUCGUGUGUAGUGUUUGCACUGUUCGUAGGACUAAUGCUAAUGUUUUGCCGCUGCAAGCGGAAUCAAACGAAGAAAUCAAACCAAUCGAAAGACUACGAGAUGGACUCCGUAAGACCGUCCAUAGUGGCACAGCAAAGUCAAGCUCCACCGCCCUACUAUCCCACGACUACCGGGCUUGACAACAAAGCCCUCGAGCACUCGAUGGAUCUCGCUCUAGCACUCGAGGAUCAGAAAACAUCCGUCUACGCAACGCACAACGGUUACGGAUAUCAUACUGGCACAAGCAUACAAGUAGCUGGCCAUAGUCUACCAGCUAAUGAAUGGGUCACGAUGGGUUACACGGAAAACAGUUACACCAAUUCCAACAACGGAGGCAGCGUCAAUUCACAGGAUUCCAUUUGGCAGCUAAAGGGAGGACCACCGCCAUCAGGCGGCUCCACCACGAUGACCAUCGGCAUGCAACCACUAUCGAUGGCCAGUCUGCAUGGGGGUGGUUCCGCGUAUGCCACCACCACCACCACUACUACCGCUGCGGCCGGUACGGGUACGCCCUACGGGUAUGAUCCGAUUGCCACGCACUCGAACGUGUACGGCGGUGCAAUGACGAUAGCGGGCGACGAAUACAACCAGUACCCGCACCAGGCGGCCACCCCCAGCCAGCACGGUGGCGAAGACGAUUAUCUGCACCAUCACCACCAUCAUGCGGCGGCAAUGCGCCAAAGCCAGAAUCCCUCCCGGCAGCAGGAGUACUGUGGAGAUUCCUACGCGUCUGUACAUAAAGCAAAGAAACGAUUAGACCAGCCAUCGCAUUUCGACUCAUCAUAUCACGACGUUAGCGGUUUGCCCGAUCCCUAUCUGGAUCAGCAGCAACAGCAACAGCUGCAACUGCAUCAGCUAGAUCACGAGGAUAGCAAAUCAUUGCUUCAGCUUAACCACACGCAAGACCACGGCAGCUUACACCUGCACGCGCAGCAGCAACCGCAGCCAAUCUACGAGGACAACCUGGAGAGCGGCUACUCCACACCGAACUCGCGGAAUCGACGCGUCAUACGGGAGAUAAUUGUCUGA
Molecule: messenger RNA, 4008 nt
Organism: Anopheles marshallii
Lineage: Eukaryota; Metazoa; Arthropoda; Insecta; Diptera; Culicidae
Product: titin-like
Exons: 8
Coding region: 1-4008 (1335 amino acids)
Biological process (GO): cell-cell adhesion
Cellular component (GO): cell-cell junction
Molecular function (GO): cell adhesion molecule binding
Source: RefSeq, a predicted model, not a curated record